Durio zibethinus is the source of this 1109-nucleotide messenger RNA. Its product is annotated as transcription repressor MYB6-like. Lineage: Eukaryota; Viridiplantae; Streptophyta; Magnoliopsida; Malvales; Malvaceae. The record is from RefSeq and is a predicted model, not a curated record.
UCCUCCCCCCAUUCUCUCCCCAUAUAAAUCCUCUCCUUCCACUCCUUUCAACAACAACAUCAUCUUCCCAUCAGUUUUCAAAUCCAUGGGCCGAUCACCCUGCUGUGAAAAAGCACACACCAACAAAGGUGCCUGGACCAAAGAGGAAGACAAGCGCCUCAUUGAUUACAUCCGUGUUCAUGGUGAAGGUUGCUGGCGUUCCCUCCCCAAAGCUGCUGGGCUGCUUAGAUGUGGCAAGAGUUGCAGAUUGAGAUGGAUAAACUACUUGAGGCCUGAUCUUAAGAGAGGAAAUUUCACUGAAGAGGAGGAUGAACUUAUCAUCAAGCUUCACAGUUUACUUGGAAACAAAUGGUCUUUAAUUGCUGGAAAAUUACCAGGAAGAACAGAUAAUGAGAUCAAGAACUACUGGAACACACACAUAAAAAAAAAGCUUAUAAGUAGAGGAAUCGAUCCACAAACUCAUCGUCCUUUGAAUGAAACUGCCAAUACAAACAACACCGCUAAAGCCACAGACCCUACUGAAUUGGAUAUCAGAAACGCACCCAGAGUUUCAAAAUCCAAUUUUAUGACAACCCCAUCUCUGAAUUUCAAACACGAUGAAUUUCAAGAUAAGGCCAAGACUGAGUCUCUUGAAGAAGGAAACUGUGCCAGCAGUGGCAUGACUACAGAAGAAGAACAACAACAGUUACACCAACACAAGGAGAAGCAUCCGAGUAAUGGGCAAGAGUUAAAUUUGGAGCUUUCAAUUGGGAUUAGUUCAGCUGGCAAGAACUCGAACUCAACUCGGGUUUCCAGCUGUGCCAACUCCGCCGAGUCCAAACCAAAGCUAGAUAACAACAAUUUCCAGUUUCUUGGACAAGCUAUGAUGGCCAAUGCAGUCUGUUUGUGUUGGCAAUUAGGUUUUCAAAGAAGCGAAAUUUGCAGGAAUUGUCAAAACACAAAUGGGUUCUAUAGAUAUUGUAGACCUUUGGAUUCAUAGGGGCCAAUUUUAUUCUUUUUUUUUUUUCUUCUGUAAUCAAAGCUAAUUACAAAACAAUAUGUUUGCAAUCAUCACAUGUACAUGGAAAAAAACACCAUUAAUUACUGCUCUCUGCACAAAUUAUUCAAUG